Melanaphis sacchari is the source of this 1594-nucleotide messenger RNA. Its product is annotated as hyaluronan mediated motility receptor-like. NCBI's taxonomy places the organism in Eukaryota, Metazoa, Arthropoda, Insecta, Hemiptera, Aphididae. Gene Ontology annotation, molecular function: hyaluronic acid binding. The coding region runs from base 370 to 1518 and encodes 382 amino acids. The transcript has 6 exons. The record is from RefSeq and is a predicted model, not a curated record.
UCUUCAACGGUUUUCUUUUAUUUACAUUGUUGAAUAAUAAUAAUUGUCCCCAGACCCCAGUUUCUCCUCGUUCAAAUCACCCCCUUGGUAUUUCAAAUCAAACCCCUUUUGGUUUUUGGCGCCCAAUUUCUCAAUUACCGUUUAUCCGUCUUUUAGUUAGGGUCUCAUAGGUAGUACGUUAUAUAGAUAUAGUGAUUGUAGUUUGUACCAGUGCAAAUUUGACGGUUAAUUUUUCUGUAAUAAUUUUUUGUUUUGUUUCAUAUAAACAAUACUAUAUUUUUAAUUUAAAAUUUUGAUUUAAACCCCAUUUUAUUCUUAUAUAUAUAUUUUAUUUAUAUCUGAUUUAUCUACUAUCGGCGUGACUCAAUUAUGUCGUUUGUGAAGAGCAAAAUUAAGCGAUUUAACGAAGUAUCAAGUUGUGCACCACCACCUGGAACAUAUGAUCCAAAAAGUCCUUGUCCAAAACUCAUUAAAGGUUCUAAAUUUGACAAAGCAGAGAGAUUUAAAGAACCUUCUGUCCCUCAAACUGCAAAAAAAAUAGUAAAAGUUCAGUCAACAUUAAAAACUGCAUCAAAUUUCAGUUCUCAAAGUUCAGUUUAUACAGAAUGUUCAAAAAAAUCUAAGAAAACUAUAGAUUCUAAUUCAACAAGAGUAGGUUCUACAAAAAUAAAAGCUAGACGUCUUUUGGAAUUGAAAAAAUUAGAUUCUAACCUUACUAAAGCUCUUGUUGACAUUGAAAAACUAGAUAAUUCUAAAAGUACGACUGAUACAUGUAAAGACUAUAUUAAUACAUGUCGUAGUGCUUGUUCUGAGGCAUUGGAAAAUCGUGUGUGUAGAAUGGUCAUUGAGAAUUCUCAAGCUGCUUUGUAUGCAGUUUGUGAUCGUUUACGUGAAACAUGCAAACAUAAUGAAAUUUUACAAAAUGAAACUAUACGUUUGCGAGAAGAAAUUGGUGAAAAAAAAUCAUUUGAAGAAUUGGCUGCUGAUCAAAUUGCUAUUGUUGAACGUAAACUUACUGAAAAAGUUAAUGAUUAUAUGAAGAUUUCCGAGACGGUUAAAGAUAAUUUUUUAGCUAAAAUGAGGUAUAUUUUGUUUGCUCUGGAUGAAUUAGAAUCUAUGGUCGAUGGUGAAGUAAAAGAAAUUAUUCAUAAAUUAAAGCUAGACAUUGAAAAUACAGAUCCAGAAGGUCCUAAUUACAAACAGCUUUUAGAGAAAUAUGAAAAAAUACUAAAAAGAAACAUUCAACUUGAAGAAACUGCUAAGAAAUAUGACGAUUUAGAAAGAAAAAUAAUUGAUUUGACAAAUGAAAAGAAUGCUAUGGCAGCUAAAUUACAAAAUAAUAAAUUAAAGACAACUGGUUUAUCAAAGAACCGUUUAGAUGCUUUGGCCACACCUCGCAGACGUGUUGAUGCUGAGAAUAUCGUCCCAAAAAAUAAAACUUAUGUACUUAAAAGUAAUACACUUAACACUGUAAAACCAGUUGCUCAGUCUUCUCCAUUGAGAGAAAUGAACUGGUAAUUAAAGUUUAAGACAAGUAUAUUAUUUGUAUAAUUUUAAUUGUAUUUUUCUUUUUUUCUUUUAUUAAUCUGUAUAU